This is a messenger RNA of Lingula anatina, 1915 nucleotides long. RefSeq lists its product as uncharacterized. Lineage: Eukaryota; Metazoa; Brachiopoda; Lingulata; Lingulida; Lingulidae. The record is from RefSeq and is a predicted model, not a curated record.
CUUGGCAUUUGCAUUUCUAUUCUGUGACACCUGUAAACAUUUUAAAACCUAUGUCGUUUUUUUUAAUGAAAGCAACGUGGUUGAUGCUAUGGAGAUGCUAAAGAUUAACAUCGUGGCGGCUACUGUGCUCUUCGUAUACCCCGCCAUGACAAAAGGCCAGCAAUGCCCUCCGCCGGACAUUCAACAGUUGCUGACAACCACCGUUCUCGGUUUUCGACAAGACCUUGAAAAUCAACUCCAGGAGCACAGGGAAAACAUAACAAGAGUUAUAGAAGCCAACAAUGGCGAUAAAACUGCCCCUGCAGUGAGAAUGGCGGCAAUAAAUAUGAUAGAUGGAUUCAUCACGCUCUCUCAGACAGUUAAAGGAGAAGCAGACGUUCUUGUUCUCUGUCUGACAAUAAUUGGCGAGCAAGUGUAUCGACCAAGGAUAGAAGAUUUCAGUAACUUCUUGCAGACGACAAUUGGCAAGCUGAAUACUAUGAAAUCCCGAAUCCAGGCUUUAUUGCCAUCCAAUAGGGAAAGGAGACAGACGGGAGACGUCACUGGAGCCAUAUUAGACGCUUUACUGCAGUCUAUCAAAGAUUAUCUCACAGACAUGCAAUCAUUCCUUGACAAAUUUCUUGGACCCGAAGCGAACUACGCAUGCAGAGUCGACCCUGAUGAAAUUUUCCUCACUGUUUACGAUGGCAUCGGCUUCGAUGUGCGCAGCGUCUUUGUGGAGAACUAUAAAGGCCAUACGGGGUGCGAGGCGGUAGAAGGAGAUGGAAGUUUUGCCACGCCUUUCACCCUGUCAAUCAAUACGAGCACCUGUGGAGUAGCGGGCAACGGUACAACAGCAGCGCCGUAUACGGUCAAAGUCCUAGCAACGAGGAGUGACGUCAUCAUCAGCUUGUCCGACUUUGAGUUUGUCUUAGCAUGCAAUGGUAGCACGUCCACCCAAACGUCAACCAACGUCACUACAGAUGGCGCCAGAUAUAUACCUGGGGUCCCUGUUAUCAGAACCGAGGAGGUGUUUCUUUAUGUGUUUAACAGCAACGACCAAAAGAUUAAUGGAUGUCAACUAGGAGAAGAUAUUAAACUCGGGAUAGAGUUGACCAAAUCCCCAACUGCACAAGGUGCACGUCCGAUGAACUGCAUUGCUUAUAAUCCCAACAGAACGGCAGAAAUCGCAUUGCUGGUUGAUGGAUGCCCACUGACAACCAAUCCACUGGACGCCAUACUUGCAUUGGGAUUUGCAAGACAAGCCACGUCGGCGGAGACUGCAGUGUCACAUAGCGGUCUAUUCAAGUGCUUCAGAUUCCCAAGCAGUUUCUGGUACACGAUAGAGUGUGAAGUCGAAUUUUGUUCAAAGGACGAUGACACCGAAUGUAUAAACGCGCCGACCUGUGGUCAGAGAAGACGUCGGUCUGUGUCAGUCGAUAGAGUUCAAAAGGUCUACGAUACGAUCAGGGUGACACUAGGCCGUCAAUCGGGCCACGGAGUAAGCUUUACUGGUGACAACUGGACAGGUGUCCAUGACGAGAAGUCAUCGCAGACAACUAUGGCGCCAAAGAUAUGGGAAUCCACGGAGUUCAUUGGUGUCGUCUGCGCUCUGGGGGUCGCCUCUCUUAUUAUUGCAAUAAUGUGUUUUGUUACGUGCUAUCAGCGACGGAUGAUUCUGAAAUCAAAAGAAAACAGUAAAUUUAUUUCAUAGUCUAGAAUAACGUUUUGCUGUAAGACAUCAUGCACAGUUACACAGUUAUAUGCCUUGCGGACUGAGCACCCUGGCGAAGUAAUAUGCAAGGGUUAGUGCGUACACUUCUUUGUUUGAUGUGCUGUACACUCCUCUCAAAUUUAUUUUACGUCAUUUUAUAGUCUUGAAUCGGGCAGCUGUACAAAAUCAUAAUUACGAUAUCCACUAUUCUGAGUUAUUGUU